This is a messenger RNA of Glycine soja, 3247 nucleotides long. RefSeq lists its product as uncharacterized. Gene Ontology annotation, molecular function: protein binding. Lineage: Eukaryota; Viridiplantae; Streptophyta; Magnoliopsida; Fabales; Fabaceae. The coding region runs from base 2000 to 2944 and encodes 314 amino acids. The transcript has 9 exons. The record is from RefSeq and is a predicted model, not a curated record.
UUCUCUGUCUCUGCACUUUUCUUUUCUUUUCGCUAACCCUUUCCUCUCAACCAUGGAGCACUUCAACAACGACGAUCUCGAGUACGUUGUCGACGAGUACUACGACGUUCCCGAUUUUGCAGUCGAAGACACCUCCUCCGACAUUGUUCCUGAACUAACCUCCGAUGUUGACUCCGACUUCGAAGACGAGUUUCCAACGAGUAAUGCAAAGACUGAUACCACUGCUUCCGAAGCCAGAAACGGGAAAGAUAUACAAGGAAUCCCGUGGGAGAGGCUUAAUUAUAGCAGAGACAAAUACCGCGAGACCAGACUCAAGCAGUACAAAAACUACCAGAACUUCUCUCGCUCUCGUCACGACCUCCGCAAGGAGUGUUUGGAAGUGCAGAAGGGGGAGACUUUCUAUGACUUCUUCUUCAAUACCAGGCUUGUCAAAUCCACUAUUGUGCACUUUCAGGUAAAGCUUUCGUUCAUCGCUGUUUAUUAUGUAGAUUCCGGAACAUUCGGAUCAUCGUUCAUUUGCGAUAUUCUGCCUUUUACUGCUACAUGUCGGCUAUUAUUAUAAUUAAAUAACUUUAAACCAUGAGCAUGUGUUCAUUGAUCUGACAUAUCAUCGUCUUUAUUUUACUUUCGUAAUUUUAUUUUUUAUUUUUAUGAACUAUUUUCAUCAGAUAAAUGGAUUUUUUGCUUUAAUACGUGCAGGGAGUUCUUACUGUUGUUCGCAGCCAUACCUGGCUGAGUUAUCAGACUGUGAAAAGUUUUGUUAUGCAUAAUUUUGCAAUUCUAGUUUUGCAGGGCUAUGUAAUUAUGUAUUGUUCCUUUACACACGGACGGAGUUAAAGGCUACCUCGUUUAUAUAAGGAUUUUAAAAAAAUUCUCAGCCACUAUGAAUCUUCUUCCACGGGAACAUAAUAUAUUAUGUCAAUAACAACUCUAUUCUGGGUUAAAUUUGUGCAAUGUCUAGAUUUAUUUACGAAAAAGAAAUGAAUCUUCUUUACGAAAAAUUCUUGAUGAAGAUGCUUCAGCAGUUUCCUUAUAAUUUGCUGAAGGAUUUUAUGCCAGAAUUUUAUUCACCAAAUCCUCAUAUUUUUGGGUAAAUGUUUUGCAAGGAUGCUUUUUUCUAUCCGUUUUCACUUUGUUUGUUAUUCAACUUUCUUUCUUAAAAAAUAAAGGGAGUCAAAUUUUCGAAAGAAUUAUCUCCAAUAGACACCAGAUAUUCUUUUCUACAGACAAAAGACAGUUUCAUGCCAAUUUAUGGAUAUGGAUGCAUCAAGGCUAUGGUAUGACUUGACAUUCAUAAAAAAAUUGUUGAUUUCCUGUGAACAUAUUGUGUUCCAUCUGUAUUAAUGUGCUUACUUGAAACAUAAUGACGGUGCACACACAGCACCUAUCUACAUCCACGUGUAACACUUUGGAUUAGACAAGUAGAGCCUUUUUCUAUCGACUUUGUUCCAUCUUUUCUCAGAACUAAAAUGAUUCUGUGUUGUAUUAUACCAAUACUGUUUCAAAGUGGAACUGGCAGAGUCUUACUCUAUUAAAGUUAGCCCACCUUACAUUAAUUUUAGUUCUGCGUUGAUGUGCUUUCUUGUUGAAUUCCCGGAGAGGAAAGCUUACAUUGUUGACAGACUGUCUUGUAUUCUCUUUUUUACUUUUGACAAUGCAAUUAGCUUUCAUAUUUACUACUGGUGUCACUAGGACUAUAAUAUCGGUAAGUUCUGUACUUGUACAGUUGCAGAAUAUCCAUUACAACUGCAACAGUACAAUUACAAUUGUUUAAUAAUUCUUAAGCUAAGGUGUCAAUCCCAUACCCUUAUACAAGCAUACAUACAUUCUUCUUUGUAAUUGAUAUUUAUUCGUGUAAGUAGUGGCUGUAGCAUUAUUUUUUUUUCUUCUGUAAUUUUAUUUAUUGCUUAACCUGUUUUGCAUUUGGGCCCUCUAUUUCUCUCUUUAUCUCAGCUUCUAAGGCAGGUGGAAUGUGAGCAGCUUGGCAGGACCUAAUAUUAUGCUGAGGAAUUUGUUGUGGGCAACUUCGAAGCAUGAUGUAUACUUUAUGCAAAACUAUUCAGUGAUGCACUGGUCCGCAUUACUACGAAGGGGUAAAGAAGUGCUUAACGUAGCCAAACCAAUUAUUCCAACCCUUAAGCGUCCUGGAUUUUUAGCUCAACCUGUCUCCAGAGUGCAAAUAAGCACCAUGACUGUUAAGGAAAAUCUGAUGGUGGCAGGUGGUUUCCAGGGUGAGCUUAUAUGUAAGAAUUUGAAACAUCCUGGAGUUCUAUUCUGUGGUAAAAUAACUACAGAUGAUAAUGCCAUAACCAAUGCUGUGGAUGUUUACAGCAAUCCUGCUGGGUCAUUGAGGGUCAUCACAGCAAAUAAUGAUUUCCAAGUUCGGGUUUUUGAUGCAGAGAAUUUUGCUUCUCUUGGUUGUUUCAAGUAUGAUUGGUCUGUUAAUAACACUUCUGUUAGUCCGGAUGGAAAGUUGUUAGCUGUUCUUGGGGACAGUACUGAGUGCUUGAUAGCUGAUGCUAACACCGGAAAGAUUACUGGGAGCCUAAAAGGGCACUUGGACUACUCUUUUUCAUCAGCUUGGCACCCAGAUGGACAAAUAUUGGCCACUGGGAAUCAGGACAAAACAUGCAGAUUGUGGGACAUAAGAAAUCUUUCACAGUCUAUGGCUGUGUUAAAGGGAAGAAUGGGUGCAAUAAGAGCCCUAAGAUUCACAUCUGAUGGACGAUUUUUGGCCAUGGCUGAGCCUGCAGACUUUGUCCAUAUUUUUGACUCACAUUCUGGUUAUGAACAAGGUCAAGAGAUAGAUCUAUUUGGCGAGAUUGCUGGCAUAUCCUUUAGCCCGGACACAGAGGCUCUAUUUGUGGGUAUUGCUGACCGAACCUAUGGUAGCUUGUUAGAGUUCAACAGAAAACGUCACUAUAAUUACCUAGACUCGUUUUGAUGGAGUGGAGUGCAUCAAGAUGUACAGCAACUACUCCAUGUGCAUAUCCACCAGAGGAUUUCUCAAAUAGGUUUGAAAUAUAUAUGGUGAAAUGUUUUUCUAGGGUUAUUUUUCUGUUGAAUUUAGUGGAGAAGCAAGUUGUAAAUUUUGGCUAUAGGAAGCUAUUUUUGAGAUUUCUUUAAUUUUGAUUUUAUUAGCGUUGGAAUAGCUGAUUAGUUUUUCCUUUGUAAGAAUUUAUUUGCUUGCUAUUGAAUAUUAAAAGGUAAUGAAAUCAAGCAAUAUAUUGCUUUAAAAUUAUUUUUC